Fusarium redolens is the source of this 1386-nucleotide messenger RNA. RefSeq lists its product as uncharacterized. The record is from RefSeq and is a predicted model, not a curated record. The transcript has a single exon. NCBI's taxonomy places the organism in Eukaryota, Fungi, Ascomycota, Sordariomycetes, Hypocreales, Nectriaceae. The coding region runs from base 1 to 1386 and encodes 461 amino acids.
AUGGGACUCCUCGAGAAGCUCAAGAAGCUGACUGUCCGCAAGUCACAUAGAACGUCUGUCUCUCCCAGCCGAAUACUGAGACCAAAACUGGUCCAUAGCGGUCAUAGUUCAGAGAGCAGCAAGAAGAGACUUCGCCCCGCAAAGGAAACUGUGGCUGGGGUUCACAUGAUAAGCAAGCCCAAAUCAAAGUCGACACCACUGAAAACCCUUCAAAGUCUUCCUACAGAGCCUUUAAUCAAAGUUGCCACUCUCCUCGCUCCAAUCGACCGUGCAAGCCUCGCCUUCACAUCCAGCUGGCUUCAUAGCAUUUUCGGUAACGCUCUAAAACUCAACCAACUGGAUCGUUGGACUUUUCUUCGCAGACUCGAAGAUAAUAACAUGUGGCCUUCUGAAGUCCUUUGCGAGAUCUGUCAAAAGUUCCACGAGCCUCGGAAGAGCCGAAGAUUCACCCCAAAGGAAGGCCAGCGAGCAUGUAUCGGUAAUGGCUCUUUAGCCCUUCAGAGAAUGGUCAUGUCGCCUUACCUUUCGAGAGAGAUUCAUUUCGAUGUCAUGGCAGCUAUAUCGAGAUCUCACCAUUUCACGCCGGACUUGCCACUUCCUGGAGAACCAAGUGUCCAGUUUGUGGCUCCGUAUGCCAAUGAUGAGAACGAACUUGUUAUACGGCUACAGCAGAGUGUACAUUUCUCCGCCGAGGGGCACGUCCUGAUAAAGUCACAGAGAGUACUAUUUCCUGGACGAAAUGCGGGCCGCGACACGCAUAAAGUUCUUGAGGGAACUGGAAUUUUACAUCGGUUUCUUUCUGAGACCUACGAACUUGGCACGAUCUGUGGGCAUGCUAAGUGGGCUGAUCUUUAUCCUUUCAUCUCCAGCCCAGACAAGGAUUUUGAAUGGCCUCGUGGGCAAUGGUCAUUCCGCCAUUCAUCGUUACAAGACUUUGAUCUCCCUGGGGAAGAACUGCAGGAGUGUCUGUGGACUCACAAGGGAGAUUGCUGGGUGAACUGUCAAACAAGGGCAAGGCUAGACAGCGCCCUGGAAGGUCGGGUGUGGUCUUGCGGCGGCUGUUCAACGGACUACGCAGUGAACAUCAUUCGUUCAGAAAACUCGUGCGCGAACUUUAUCGUCAUGACAUCGUGGAAAGACCUUGGGACUUGUCUAAGAAGGGAUGAUCCACUCUGGAAGGAACAUAUGAAUUUUGGUGUUCAUGCGGGUCAUAGACGCGAAGAAGUUGGUAAUAUCGCAGGUGAGAUUGAAAAUUUGAGGAGGGGUCCGGGGAGGCACACCUACUACUUCCCUCGCAUUUCAAGGCAAAGGCUUCGGGAGAUGUUUAUUGAUGGGGAGGGAUGUGAGGAGAAGGCGAUCACAAGGGACGUAGAGGUAGAUUUGUGA